This is a messenger RNA of Galdieria sulphuraria, 2045 nucleotides long. Its product is annotated as splicing factor 3A subunit 1. Lineage: Eukaryota; Rhodophyta; Bangiophyceae; Galdieriales; Galdieriaceae. The record is from RefSeq and is a predicted model, not a curated record. Bases 178 to 1956 code for a protein of 592 amino acids. Gene Ontology annotation, cellular component: catalytic step 2 spliceosome; U2-type prespliceosome; U2 snRNP. Gene Ontology annotation, molecular function: RNA binding; protein binding. The transcript has a single exon. Gene Ontology annotation, biological process: mRNA cis splicing, via spliceosome; regulation of alternative mRNA splicing, via spliceosome.
CACGUUUAUCAACUCUAUUCUAUAUCCAUCCUAUCAUAUAUUAUUCUAAAAUAGUUUCUCAUAAGAGAAAGUUUCUAUUCAAUCCAUCCAACACUCUUCUCUGUCUUAUCAUCCAAAAAGGAUGAAAAAUUGUGGGAAACUGAAAGUGUCAUUGGAAUCAUAUUACGAUCACCACUCAUGAAUAUUGUUGAACAUAGAAACCAACCUAGUUUACAAACUAUGAAUUCGUCUCCUAGUGUGAUACCUCCUGACGUGGAGAAAAUCAUAGAAAAAACUGCAGUAUAUGUAGCUAAAAAUGGGAGCUCCUUUGAAGCGAGAGUAUUGGAAAUGAACAGAAAUAACCCCAAAUUCUACUUUUUAUUGGAAAGUGACCCUUUUCAUAGUUAUUAUUUACAAGUAUUACAAGAGAAAAGACGAUAUUUUGCUGGACCACCAACGACACCAACUUCAAGCACCAUAGGUAUGGACCAUUCCUUGGCACCAGGAGAAAGUCAACCCAACUUAAGAGGAGAAUCCAUAGCAGAAGCUGCUCCAGCAGUGUCUAAAGCAAAACUUUCAGAAAGAAAGGCUCAAGCUGCACGUCCCAUUCCUACACAACCUCCACCUGAAGAUGUAUUUACUGCUCAAGUACCAGAAGAACCACUUCCAACACCAAUGGAUGUUGACAUUAUGAAAUUAACAGCUCAGUUUAUAGCGAGGAACGGUAGAAGUUUUUUACAAGAGUUACAUUCGAAGGAAUAUCGAAACCCACAAUUUGAGUUUUUGAAACCAACGCAUCCUUAUUUCACUUUCUUUCAACGCCUGGUGGAUGCCUAUUCUAUCGUGAUUGCUCCCGAUGAUCAGAUGUUGGAAAAAAUCAAGGAAUCAGCUCAUUCUUUAGGAAAGGUAAUGGAAGACUUGUAUUAUCGUAUAGAUUGGGAUAUGUUACAAGAAGAAAAGAAAACGGAACAGAAUAGAAGUGCCGUGGAAAGAGUACAAAUGCAGAUGAUUGAUUGGCAUGAUUUUGUGAUUGUAGAAACGAUAGAUUUGGAUGAACGGGAGGUCAAUUUACCAGCACCCAUGGCUAAUGGCAACUUUUCAUCAUGGAAUAGAAGAACUGAGAUGAUGAAUGGAAAGCAAACCGAGUCUAGUAUGGAACAAGAUGAUGAUAUGGAAAUGGAUAUGCAAGAAGAAGAAGAAGAAGUGGAAGUUACAACAUAUACCGAUAUUCCGGCAGACAAGAUAAGGAAGGAUUAUCGGCCGAGAACAUCUUCUUCUAGCAAUGAAAAUAGGGAUUCUAUUGAAGUGACUUUACCAAGUGGUCAACGAGUUCCAGUGGAUCGAGCAAAUGAAAGUAUCAAAAUGGAACUAUUGGAUCCGAAAUACAAAGAGGAACGUCAAAGAGCCGCAGAGAAGAACAAAUAUCAGAAUUUGGCAUCCGAUGCAGAAGUGGCGAUGAACUUAGGAAGGCUAUCUGAUCAGAAACUGGAUAUAUAUAAUAGAGCAGAUUUACAAAAUGUGAUGGCAGAACGAAGAAUAGCAGAAGAUAGAAAGUCAGAAGAGUCUAUGGAGCAAGUAAAAGCUCCAGAGCCAACUGUUCAACUUAAACCUUCUUCUUUGUUAUGGGAAGCAUCUUCGUCUUGGGAUAAAGGAGAGAAUAUGAAUCCUGCUAGGAUGGAUAAUCAAGAAGAUAAUUCAGAAGAAGGAAUUCAAGUUCAUGUUCGAGUACAAUCACAUAGCAAUCAAGAAUGGAAUUUACGUGGUCAAACGAUAUCUUUACAAGUUCCUUAUCAAGCCACUCUUUUGGAUCUGAAAAGUACAUUAGCUCCGUUAGUGAAAUUGGCUCCCAAUAAGCAAAAAAUUUCGGCAGACAAUUUUGGAUAUUUAAAGGAUAAUCUUUCCUUGGCAGAUUAUCAGUUUUAUGAUGGAAUUGUGAUGUAUUUAGAAGUCAAAGAACGUGGAGGGAAAAAGAAAUAAACUUUUGCUUGGUUACAUUCUAAUAUUGAAUAUGGUAUAUCACGAAACACAGAAGUUUCAGUAUUGUGCCAUACACGCAGUCAAUGCCU